This is a messenger RNA of Myxocyprinus asiaticus (Chinese sucker), 1418 nucleotides long. It is a transcript of the gene apex1, whose product is annotated as APEX nuclease (multifunctional DNA repair enzyme) 1. NCBI's taxonomy places the organism in Eukaryota, Metazoa, Chordata, Actinopteri, Cypriniformes, Catostomidae. The coding region runs from base 190 to 1122 and encodes 310 amino acids. The transcript has 5 exons. Gene Ontology annotation, cellular component: nucleus. Gene Ontology annotation, molecular function: double-stranded DNA 3'-5' DNA exonuclease activity; endonuclease activity; DNA binding. The record is from RefSeq and is a predicted model, not a curated record. Gene Ontology annotation, biological process: base-excision repair.
GGGAACCACGCGCCAGAUGCACACUGCAUACGGCUCACUGCUGAAAGCUGUUGCUGUGUAUCCAUACAGAGAAGUUCGCACAUAGUCUAACACAGAUUUGUGUAUUCUAAACCAAAGAUUAAAGUGCUCGGUUUACGUGUGUUUGCUGUCAGUUUCCAACGUGUGUGUGGUCUUAGAACAACUGUGAACAUGCCCAAAAGAUCCAAGAAGAACGAGGAAUCUGUGGAAGGAGAGACUGACAAUGGAACUGCACCUACAAAGAAAGAGAAAAAAGGGAAAGAACCAGAGGCCCCAAUUCUGUAUGAAGAUCCCCCAGAUAAGAUGACCAGUAAUGAUGGCCGUGCGGCCAACAUGAAGAUCACCUCCUGGAAUGUGGAUGGCCUGCGUGCAUGGGUGAAAAAGAAUGGCCUUGAUUGGGUCCGUCAGGAGGAUCCAGAUGUGCUGUGUCUGCAGGAAACGAAGUGUGCUGAGAAAGCCCUGCCAGCUGAGAUCAAGGACAUGCCCGAGUAUCCACACAAGUACUGGGCUGCAUCAGAGGACAAGGAGGGUUACAGCGGGGUGGCGAUGCUGUGCAAGACUGAACCACUCAAUAUCACCUAUGGUAUUGAUAAGGAGGAACAUGAUAAAGAGGGUCGGGUCAUCACUGCAGAGUUUCCAACUUUCUUUCUGGUCACAGCUUAUGUGCCCAAUGCCAGCCGCGGUUUGGUAAGGCUUGAUUACCGCAAGACCUGGGAUGUAGAUUUCCGGGCCUACCUGAGCAGUUUGGACCAGCGCAAGCCCCUGGUGCUGUGCGGUGAUCUGAAUGUGGCCCACCAAGAGAUUGAUCUUAAAAACCCCAAGGGUAACCGCAAGAAUGCCGGCUUCACCCCUGAGGAACGAGAGGGCUUCACCCAGCUUCUCACGGCUGGGUUUACCGAUAGUUUCCGGGAGCUGUAUCCGGAACAAGCCAAUGCCUACACCUUCUGGACCUACAUGAUGAACGCUCGGGCCAAGAAUGUGGGCUGGCGUUUGGACUAUUUUGUGCUGUCGUCUGCCCUGCUGCCAGGCCUGUGUGACAGCAAGAUUCGAAACACUGCCAUGGGGAGUGACCAUUGCCCCAUCACCCUGUAUCUGGCUGUGUAGAUCAGGUCUCAUACAUUAUAUCAGGGGCCACAUGCACCCAAACUGUCCCUGCGUCACAGUUUGAGUUGUAGCCCUAGAUUAGCAUUUCCUUUCUGAAACAGUGGUCCAGAUGUAGACGUAAGUGUGGAGCAGACAAGUAUGUGAUGGUUAAUCAAUCGAUUUGUUCUGUAGUUUUCUUGCUUUUUCUCAUCAGUCUGCUCUCCUGUAAUCAGACUGAUUUUAUGUUUUGAUACUAAAAUCUCAGAACAUCCUUACCGUUGUCAGAAUAAUGCAAGCUUUUGGCCCUGAUUUUUUUU